CGCCCCUACCAGGCACACCGUGUGUGGUGUUACUGGGGCCCUACAUGAACACGUCGAAGGUUUCAACAAACCAGUGGAUGUCUCAUUGCGAAUAUGACGUUCUUGAGAGCUUGUAUCUUCGCUUGCAUGGUCAGCUCAGUAUUGACGCAGACGUCGGAUCCCUGCACUGGACAUGUCUGUGAGACGCCAGGCUAUGAGUGUCGCCUUGUCGUCGUGUCCUGCGCACCUGACAGCCCGUGCCCACCACAACCAGAGUGUGUCCCAAGUGGCCAGGGACUUGUCGGAGCCUGUCGGUACGGCAGCCCAGUGCUGGAGCAGACAGGUGGACAGACGUACAACACCCCGUACUGUAACGAUCAGAAACUUUGCCCUGACACCACCGAGUGCAGCACCGAAAUACAAGACAUCCAGUCCCUCUGCUGCUGGAACCCAUUUCUUGGUCCCAGGCCUGUCACUACACCGCCUGUGACGAGCAACCCAUUCGGCAACUUUAACGGUCAUUGUGCGAAGACGUUCCCCCUUCCUGCUUUCUUCUGUGACUUUAUGGUUCCCCGGUGUGAGCAGGACAGCGACUGUCUCCCCGGCUCCAAGUGCUGCUCCACAGACAAGUGUGGGAGGCGGGGGUGUCUGCUGGCCAGGUUCACGAGAGAGUGUUCCUUCCUGGAUAGACUCAUGGGCCUGUGUGAAGAUUAAACCAUGGGCUGUACCGAGAUUACUGUACCAAACCACUUAACUCUAUCAAUAUUGAACGAAUUAUCUCAGGCUAUAAUCGUUGUAUCUGAUACCCUUACAGUCUUGCUGAUUUUGAAACACAUAUCAUAAAUAAACUGGUCUUGACUUCAAA
Molecule: messenger RNA, 844 nt
Organism: Haliotis rubra (blacklip abalone)
Lineage: Eukaryota; Metazoa; Mollusca; Gastropoda; Lepetellida; Haliotidae
Exons: 5
Coding region: 94-693 (199 amino acids)
Source: RefSeq, a predicted model, not a curated record